ACUCCAUUAACUGUAUGUCUCUCUCCCCCUUCACCCAAAAACACACACUACUUCACACUUUUGCUCACACACAUCACACGUCUCACUUUCUCUCUCUAGAGCUAUGUGAUCUUCAACUUCAACAACGACAACAACAACCAUGGCAGCAAUAUCUCAUACUGUUCAUUAAUGGGCUCCAUUCCUACACCGUAGAUCCUUUCCCCGUUUCUUAAAACCCUAACCCCUGAUACAUGCAUUAAAGACGGAAGCAGAACAUGGCACAGAACUCCGACCCCAAAUCACCAGCUAUAGGUUCUGAUGCUGACUCCUCACCUGCAAUGCAUCCUUGCUCUUGGGCCAAACACACCGGCUUCCGCCCUAGGUUUUCCGGCGAGAGCAAUGCAAGCGACUCUGGUCAGUCUACCAGGCCCAAUAAUCCCUCUCCUCCUGCUUCGCUUGAUCUUGAAACUAGUCGUGUACGCCCAAUUCCGACUGUGAACGCCACGGCGCCAGCGCCGCAGCCGGCUAAUGCUCAGGCGCACCCGCAAUCGGAUAAUGAUCAGUCGGCAACGAAAAGGAGAGACGCGCAGGGUGGUUCUGCACCGUUGCCGCCGAAGCGAGGUGCUAAUGGACACGCUAGAAUUGCUGCUGCGGCUGAGACGCCAACGUCGACGCCUCCUCAGCCGAGUCGGAGGGCAGCGAGGAAUGGUGACAUCGAAAGUACGUUGCCCCAAGUUUUUGAUGAUUCUCGUCGUUCACAUAUGAAGUAUGAGCUUAGAGACACUCCUGGUCUUGUUCCAAUUGGGAUCUAUGGAAUCCAACACUAUCUUUCAAUGUUGGGUUCACUAGUUCUGGUUCCGCUUGUGAUUGUUCCAGCCAUGGGUGGCGACCAUGAGGAUAUGUCAAUGGUGGUUUCGACUGUGCUAUUUGUGUCAGGAAUCACGACACUUUUACAAGCUAACUUUGGAUCAAGAUUACCCCUUAUACAAGGUCCAUCUUUUGUCUUUCUUGCUCCUGCUCUUGCAAUCAUAAAAUCCCCUCAGUUCUUGGGUCUCCAUGAAAAUAGUUUCAAGCAUAUAAUGAAGGAGCUACAAGGAGCCAUUAUUAUUGCAUCAGCUUUUCAAGCAUUACUUGGAUACACUGGCCUCAUGACUCUACUCUUGAGAUUGAUCAAUCCAGUGGUUGUUUCCCCAACUAUUGCAGCUGUUGGACUUUCUUUCUACACUUAUGGUUUCCCACACCUUGGUGAAUGUCUUGAAAUCGGCAUUUUACAAAUCUUAAUAGUUAUUAUAUUUUUUCUCUACCUUCGUAAGGUUUCCUUAUUCGGGCAUCGUGUAUUCCUAAUAUACGCUGUACCAUUGGGAAUGGCUAUAACAUGGGGAAUCACAUACAUUCUGACAGAAACAGGGGCAUACAAAUAUAAAGAUUGUGAUGUCAAUAUAAUAUCUGAUCACUGCAAAAAACAUAUUUCCAGGAUGAAAAGUUGUCGGGCAGGGGCAAAUACGUCAAUUGCAUUAAAAUCUUCACCAUGGUUUAGAUUCCCUUACCCUUUACAAUUUGGUACCCCCGUUUUUAACUUGAAAUUGGCAAUUGUUAUGUCUGUGGUGUCCAUUAUUUCUUCAGUGGAUUCAGUUGGAUCGUAUCAUGCAUCGUCAUUGUUGGUGGCAUCUAAGCCACCUACACCGGGUGUUGUGAGCCGUGGGAUUUGUGUUGAGGGUAUUUCUGGCAUUUUGGCUGGUUUAUGGGGGACAGGAAUAGGGUCAACUACUUUGACCGAAAAUGUGCAUACAAUUGCUGUUACAAAAAUGGGUAGCAGAAGAACAGUUGAGUUAGGGGCGUGUGUUUUGAUCAUAUUAUCCCUCGUGGGUAAAGUAGGAGGGUUAAUAGCGUCAAUUCCUCAAGUUAUGGUUGCGGGCUUGUUAUGCAUAAUGUGGGCCAUGCUUACAGCAUUCGGGUUAUCCAAUUUACGUUACAGUGAGUCCGGAAGCUCCCGGAACAUCAUAAUCAUCGGACUUUCUUUAUUUUUUUCCCUUUCUACCCCUGCCUAUUUUCACCAAUACAAUUCCAACUCACCCUUUCAGCCUUACAUUGUCGCCUCUCAUGCCCCAUUUCACACCCACUACAAAGGGCUAAAUUAUGUGAUGAACACGUUGUUGUCACUUCACAUGGUGAUAGCUUUCCUAGUAGCCAUGAUUUUGGACAAUACUGUCCCUGGAAGUAAGCAAGAACGAGGGGUAUACGAGUGGGCCCCACUAGAGGCUGUACGUGAGCCGGCUGUUGUUAAAGACUACGGGCUUCCAUUUAGAGUUGGGAAAUUUUUUAGAUGGGUCAGAUGGGUCGGGCUUUAGACUCAGGAAAAUUGAAUUAGUGUACAUGAAAAUUUUGCCACGUGGGCCAUGUUGAUGGGCCUGACCCGAUCCGUUUUUGAAGUUUGGGGUUUUGGUAGCUAUUUUAUUUAUUUGAGGAUUUUGUUUUGUUUGCUAUGGGAAUGAUUAGUGGAGACUGUAAAGUGGUAUGAAUAAAUAUUUUUUUGAGAUGUAAAUUUUAGGUUUGUGAUAAUGUGAGUGAGGUUAACUAAGCAUAUACAUUAACCAUAA
Molecule: messenger RNA, 2576 nt
Organism: Lactuca sativa (garden lettuce)
Lineage: Eukaryota; Viridiplantae; Streptophyta; Magnoliopsida; Asterales; Asteraceae
Product: nucleobase-ascorbate transporter 12
Biological process (GO): transmembrane transport
Cellular component (GO): membrane
Molecular function (GO): transmembrane transporter activity
Source: RefSeq, a predicted model, not a curated record